This is a messenger RNA of Spizellomyces punctatus DAOM BR117, 1340 nucleotides long. RefSeq names its product phosphoserine transaminase. The record is from RefSeq and is a predicted model, not a curated record. Gene Ontology annotation, cellular component: cytoplasm. The coding region runs from base 36 to 1187 and encodes 383 amino acids. The transcript has a single exon. Gene Ontology annotation, biological process: L-serine biosynthetic process. Gene Ontology annotation, molecular function: pyridoxal phosphate binding; O-phospho-L-serine:2-oxoglutarate transaminase activity. Lineage: Eukaryota; Fungi; Chytridiomycota; Chytridiomycetes; Spizellomycetales; Spizellomycetaceae.
CUUUCUCCUCUCCUCGUUAGAAUACGGCGGGCAAGAUGGCUACAUUUCACGACGAACGGAGUGUGUGGAACUUUUCAGCAGGACCUGCAGUUAUGCCUCAAGUGGUUCUUGAACGCGCUGCUGCCGAACUUCCAAACUGGAACAAUACGGGCAUGUCUGUGAUGGAGCUCUCUCACCGUUCACCGGAAUUUGAAUCCAUUCUCGCAAGCGCCGAGUCCGAUUUACGGAAGCUGCUCAAUAUUCCCUCUACCUAUAAAAUACUUUGGAUGCAAGGAGGCGCCACCUCCCAGUUCUCGACCCUCUUUUACAACCUGCUAGGGGAUCCCACAAAGACGGCUGACUAUUUAGUAACCGGCGGGUGGUCCGAAAAGGCGAUGCAGGAGGCGGCACGGCUAGGUGCUAAGGUGAAUGCCGUGGUCAAUACGAAGAGUACUGGACACAAUGGUGCUGUACCACCGCCAUCGGAAUACAAGUUCACACCUGCGGCCGAGUCCGCAUAUGUUUAUUACUGCGAUAACGAAACUGUUCACGGCGUAGAAUUUCCUUCGUUCCCGGAAGGCGUUCCUGAAGGCGUUCCGGUUGUGUGUGAUAUGUCUUCAAAUAUUCUGUCAAGGAAGUUUGACGUCACAAAGUACGGAAUCAUCUUUGCUGGAGCACAAAAGAACAUUGGCCCGGCCGGGGUAACGGUUGUCAUCAUCCGGGAAGAUCUCAUCGGAACGCGCAUGCACCCCAAUUUAAAAUGUCCGGUUAUGCUCGACUUCAAAGUUUGUGCCGACAAUGGGUCAAUGUAUAAUACUCCUCCCACUUACGGCAUCUACAUGGCGGGCCUGGUGUUUAAAUGGCUACUGGAGAUUGGAGGAGUGGAUGCGAUUGAGUCAAUCAAUGCGCAAAAGAGCGGACGCUUGUACGACGCGAUCGAUAGCAGCAACGGAUUCUAUAGAUGUCCCGUGCAAAAAGGGUUCAGGUCGAGAAUGAACAUCACAUUCCGAAUUUUUAAGAAUGGGGCUGCGUCCAAGGACCUCGAGGCGGAUUUCUUAAAAGGGGCAGAGAAACUUGGAAUGGUACAGCUCAAGGGACAUCGUUCGGUUGGUGGUAUUCGAGCGUCGCUAUAUAAUGCCAUGUCACAGAAAGGAGUAGAUGCCUUGAUAACUUACAUGCAGGACUUUGCGCGUCAACACUCAGAAUAAUUGUGAAAAUAAAAUAUACGUAGACCGCCCAAGCUCUGUACAUACACUCCCAAAUCUCUGUAAAUCACUGAUGCAUUGAGUAUUCUCGGCUCAGUGCAAAUUAGAGUAUCAUUACGAAGAAUCCUCCGAAUCGCUGUAAGCCCCACCGAGAAG